AAUAUUUGCAGUCUGUCGAGAGCAUUGUAUUCCACACAUGAGCUACAAAAGAUUCGCAUGACAACAGAGUAUAAUUAAAACAUAUGUUGCUAAUUUGUUUACGGUGAUUUUUGGGGCAAACUAAAAUCUAGAACGUCAAUGAUAAGUUGCCAUAAAUAAGACGAUUAAGCAUUAACGAUGAAUGUUUAAACAAUCUUAAGUGACGGAAGAAUUUAAUCAAAAGAGGAAAACAAACUUGAAAGCAAACAUACAUAUGUUUCCAGAAAGAACGAAUUUAGUAGAAAGAAAUUUUCUAUGCAGAAUAUUCCGUCGAAUUUGACUUGAUUACAGAGAGUAGACUUCAGCGGCAGAUACGCUCAGGAUGAAAAGAAAACAUGGUCACAGCUUACAAUAAGGGUAAUAAAAACAUCAGGCGGCCUGGUUCUUUUUCAUAUAUAGCUUGAUUUUCGGAAAAUGGCGAAUGUACUUAGAAAUGUGGAACCUAGCCAAAAGAAAUUACAGUCGACAGAUGGACGAAAAAGUAUAAAAUCUUGCGUAAAAGAAAUUUUUAUUGACAGAAGAAUUUGGACCAAGGCGGAGACCAAAGCAUUUUUGAAUGCGUAUAUUUCUAGAAAGGAUGAAUUUCGGAAUGUGCGGCAAAAAAAAAUUGCUAUGCAAAAUGUUUUGUCUGAUUUAGAGAGACAAGGUGUUUUGUACCAGACUACAACGGUGGAUAUGCUCUCAUCAAAAUUUAGAAACUUGGUUAAAGCAUACAGGCAAAGCAUCGGGAAACGAAUGUUUGCUGUUCCUUGUAUAGCUCCGUUUAUGGAUUUGAUGGAUGAAAUAUUUUCAAAUAAUGCACGUGUAUCCGAAACCCGCUCCGUUAAGUCUGCACAACCGCCGAACAAUAAAAUCUUAUUAAAUGAAGUGGAUCAAACAAAUUUCCAUCUGGGAGCAGAAUCGGAAGAGACCCAUUCCGGAGAAAAGCAAAUUUUUAGUAACAGGAGAAUAUGGACCAACGAAGAGAUCGAAGCAUUUUUAAAUGCCUAUAUAUCCAGGAAGGAGGAAUUUCGAAAUAAACGUAAAAAGAAGUUUGCAAUGCAGAAUGUGCUACAUGACUUGGAAACACAAGGAGUUUUGAGCCAGCCUACAACGGUAAAAACACUGUCAACGAAGUUGAAAAAUUUGUUCAGAGCAUACAAGUAUGGUAUCGACAAUAACAGUCGGACAAAUUCUUCGUGUAAAACUCCGUACACAACUUGGAUGAAGGAAAUUUUUGCAGAUAAUCCAAAUAUUUCCAUAAACAUCCGUUGCAAUUCGUAUGAGCAAUCAUUAAACAAUACGUCCACAUCAACCGAGGAGCAGUUAUUACUCAACUGGGGUAGAAAUGUAGAGACAGACUAUCAAAAAUUUUCGCGACAGUCCGCUCUGUGCAAUCGGGAUGAAUAUGGAAGCGGACAAGGAAAUAUAACUUCCCCAAAACAAUUCGGCACAUGUUCUACACCAUUACCACGACAACAUCGGCCAGCGAUGGAGUCAAUGGAUAAACCACCCGAAAAAACGCAAAGUUUUAAUGACAAGAGAAUUUGGACUAAGAGGGAGACCAGAGCAUUUUUGAAGACAUAUAUUUCGAGAAAGAGAGAAUUCAGGAAAGUACGAAAAAAGAAGUUUGCUAUGCAGAAUGUAUUACAAGACUUGCAAAGAAAAGGCGUUUUGAGUCAGAACACAACGGUAGAUAUGCUCUCAACAAAAUUGAAAAACUUGGGGAGAGCAUAUAAGCAAGCUAUCGAAAAUAGCAAAGGAACGAACACUCCCGUGAUAGCUCCGUUUGGGAGUUUGAUGGAAGAAAUUUAUAAAGAUAACUCAAUCAAUUGCAAUAAUCACACAGUAUCCAAGAAACAGAAAACUAGUGUAAAAAAAUCACAAAAAGCUGAAAAUACAAAAGAUAAAUCAUUAUAUGCAAAAGAAAUUUUUGGCGGCAAGAGAAUCUGGACUAACGAAGAGACCGAGGCAUUUUUACAUGCCUACAUUUCAAGAAAGGAGGAAUUUCGGAAUGUGCGUAAAAAGAAAUUUGCUAUGCAGAAUGUUUUGUCCGAUUUGGAGAGUCAGGGUGUUUUGAGACACACUACAACAGUGGACAUGCUGUCAAUAAAAUUUAGAAACUUGGUUAAAGCAUACAGGAUAAGUAUUGGCAAUACCAAACGAAAAGCUGCCGUUCCCUGUGUAGCUCCGUUUACGGAUUUAAUGGAUGAAAUAUUUUCGAAUAAUGCUCGUAUAUCCAAAGCCAACUCCGAUAUGUAUGGGCAAUCGCCGGACAAUACGACCUCAUUAAAUAAAAUUAGCCAAACGUAUUGCCGUCUGGCGGCAGGAUCAGAAGAGAGACAUUCCCAAGAUAUGCAAAUAUUUAGUGACAAGCGAUUUUGGACAAUUGGUGAGACCGAGGCAUUCUUAUGCGCAUAUAUUUCUAGAAAGGAUGAGUUUCUGCAUGUGCGUAAAAAGAAGUUUGCAAUGCAGAAUGUGUUACUUGACUUGGAGAGCCAAGGAGUUUUGAGACAACCUACAACUGUACAUAUGCUCAAAACAAAAUUGAAAAAUUUAGCCAGAACUUAUAAGCAAAGCGUCGAGAAUAAAGGGUGUGACAGUGAUGGUGGUAGUGGAACAUGUGCUGAUUUGAUGGAGGAAGUAUUUGGAGGGAAUCAAAUUGCCACCAACGAACACAUUAUAUAUUUGUGUGGUCAACCAGUGAUCAAUACAUCUGAGGAGGAGUCAUAGGUCAAUUGUUCUACAUACUCCGUAAAAACAAUAACAGCAUAUAUAAUACCUAUAAUAUUAUAAAAAGAAAAAAUGAUUAGCUGAAGAAUUAGACAAAGUAACGCCCAAAACUAAAAAUUUCAAUAAUUUUUUUUAA
This is a messenger RNA of Bactrocera latifrons, 2887 nucleotides long. RefSeq lists its product as uncharacterized. Lineage: Eukaryota; Metazoa; Arthropoda; Insecta; Diptera; Tephritidae. The coding region runs from base 454 to 2751 and encodes 765 amino acids. The transcript has 6 exons. The record is from RefSeq and is a predicted model, not a curated record.